Messenger RNA from Paramecium tetraurelia, 396 nucleotides. RefSeq lists its product as uncharacterized. The coding region runs from base 1 to 354 and encodes 117 amino acids. NCBI's taxonomy places the organism in Eukaryota, Ciliophora, Oligohymenophorea, Peniculida, Parameciidae. The transcript is spliced from 3 exons. The record is from RefSeq and is a predicted model, not a curated record.
AUGAAUAAAUUAAUAUCUACUGUUGUGAAGAGUAUGCAAUCACAGGCUCCUCUCUAUGCUUAUCACUUCCCAAACGGUUCUGUCUAUAACAAUCCAGCCGUAACUGCUAAGAGAAUCAUUAAGGUCGUGGGUGAAAGAUUAAGAAAAAUAGAUCCAGAAAGAUGGGAGUCCACCCCAAUCACAUUUAAUACUAAUUGGAAUGAUGCAGCAGGAUAUGUUGAUGUUGCUACUUGCAUUCACAUUCAUGACGCUCUUGAAAAGGAAUUCGGCAUUGAAAUCAAGGACAGAGCCUUCCUUGUUUCCAGCAUUGAAACUGCAUUUUACAUCGUAAACAUUCAUCACGAUAGUCAUUGAGAUAUAUCGAAAAUAUAAAUAAUAUUUAAAACAUUAUUUUAA